ACUUAAUUAUAACAGAUUGUUGUGUGCGUGGUUGUGAGUGUGGAGAAAAGCCAGAUUGCAUUAUAUUUUUAAUAAUUCAGCGCGUUUUAACCGACGGAUCUUUUAUGAAAGCUGCUCCCUGGUUGUUUUAAUUGCGUAAGUCCUCAGAUGUAAAGGCCUCCUUGGUGAUAUAAUAACAGAAGCAGCAUCUAGUAGUGCUGUGUACCUCAGAAGGCGUGGAGAGAAAGUGCGUUAUUGUUGGUUGACACUCAUCAUCAUCAUCAUCCUCGUCCUCAUCCGGCCUGCUGAGAAGCGAAGCCGGGAGCUGGAGUUUGGACUCAAGACUCGCCAUGGCGGUAAAUCUAGACAAGGAAGCAUACUACCGCCGGAUCAAGAGAUUAUACGGCAACUGGAAGAAAGGAGAGGAUGAGUUUGGCAAAGUUGAUGCCAUCGUGGUGUCUGUCGGAGUGGACGAAGAAAUUGUCUAUGCUAAAUCCACGGCAAUACAGACAUGGCUCUUUGGCUACGAGCUGACGGACACCAUCAUGGUCUUCUGUGACACCAAAAUCAUAUUCCUCGCCAGCAAGAAGAAGGUGGAUUUCCUCAAACAGGUGGCCAUAACGAAAGGCAACGAGAACGCAAACGGUGUCCCGCCCAUCACUCUGCUCACCAGAGAAAAGAAUGAAAGCAACAAAGCCAAUUUCGACAAGAUGAUAGAGGCGAUCAAAGGCAGCAGAGAAGGAAAGACGGUGGGCAUCUUCAGCAAGGACAAAUUCCCUGGAGAGUACAUGAAGAGCUGGAACGACACGAUCUCCGCCGAAGGCCUUGAGAAGGUUGACAUCAGCGCCGUGGUCGCUUACACGAUGGCGGUGAAAGAGGACGGGGAGUUGACCCUGAUGAAGAAGGCGGCAGCGAUCACCAGCGAGGUUUACUCCAAGUUCUUCAAAGAGCGCGUCAUGGAGAUCGUCGAUGCUGACGAGAAAGUACGUCACAGUAAGCUGGCAGAGUCGGUGGAGAAGGCGAUUGAGGAGAAGAAGUACCUUGGCGGAGCAGAUCCCUCCACCGUGGAGAUGUGUUACCCUCCCAUCAUCCAGAGCGGCGGAAACUACAGCCUGAAGUUCAGCGUCGUCAGUGAUAAGAACCACAUGCACUUUGGUGCGAUCACGUGCGCCAUGGGGAUCCGCUACAAGUCGUACUGCUCCAACCUGGUGAGAACCCUCAUGGUGGACCCGCCUCAGGAGAUGCAGGACAACUACACCUUCCUGCUGCAGGUGGAGGAGGAGCUGCUGAAGGAGCUGAAACACGGUGUAAAAAUCUGUGAUGCCUACAACGCCGUCCAGGAGUAUGUGAAGAAAGAGAAGCAGGACCUUUUACCAAAGCUGACAAAAAAUCUUGGCUUUGCAAUGGGAAUUGAGUUCAGAGAAGGUUCGUUGGUUUUGAACGCUAAAAACCAGUACAAACUGAAAAAAGGUAUGGUGCUGAGUAUCAGUUUGGGCUUUGCUGACCUCGUCAACAAAGACGGCAAGAAGGAUGAGCAGAAGAAGUAUGCUUUGUUUAUCGGGGACACAAUACAGAUCAAUGAGGAGGAGGCCGCCACAAUACUCACACCAGUCAAGAAAAAGAUAAAAAAUGUGGGGAUCUUCCUGAAGAACGAUGAUGAGGAGGACGAGGAGGAGGAAGGAGACGAUGCCGAGGAGCUGCUGGGGAAGGGAGCUCGCAGCGCCGCCCUGCUGGCAGACAGAACCAGAAACGAGAUGACUGCGGAGGAGAAGAGGCGGGCCCACCAGAAGGAGCUGGCCAAUCACCUGAAUGAAGAGGCGAAGCGUCGUCUGACGGAGCAGAAAGGAGAGCAGCAGAUCCAGAAGGCCAGAAAAUCUAACGUGUCCUACAAGAACGUCUCUCAGAUGCCUCGAGAAAAAGAGAUCAGAGAAAUGAAGAUCUUCAUCGACAAGAAGUACGAGACCGUUGUCAUGCCCGUGUUUGGUAUCGCCACGCCGUUCCACAUCGCCACCAUCAAGAACAUCAGUAUGUCUGUAGAAGGAGACUACACCUACCUGAGGAUCAACUUCUACGUCCCCGGCAGCUCUCUGGGACGACAGGAGGGAAAUAUCUUCCCCAACCCCGAUGCCACAUUUGUUAAAGAAAUUACGUACCGAGCGUCCAACCUGAAAGCUCCUGGCGACACGUCGGUGCCCUCCACCAACCUGCAGAACGCCUUCCGCAUCAUCAAGGAGGUGCAGAAACGCUACAAGACGCGAGAGGCCGAGGAGAAGGAGAAGGAGGGCAUCGUCAAGCAGGACUCGCUGGUCAUCAAUCUCAACCGCAGCAACCCCAAACUCAAAGACCUCUACAUCAGACCCAACAUCGCUCAGAAGAGGAUGCAGGGCUCGCUGGAAGCUCACACGAAUGGUUUCCGUUUUACAUCAGUCCGUGGAGAUAAAGUGGACAUCCUGUACAAUAACAUCAAACACGCCAUCUUCCAGCCAUGCGACGGGGAGAUGAUCAUCGUUCUGCACUUCCAUCUCAAGAACGCCAUCAUGUUCGGAAAGAGGCGCCACACAGACGUCCAGUUCUACACAGAAGUCGGUGAGAUCACCACAGACCUUGGCAAACACCAACACAUGCACGACCGCGACGACCUUUACGCCGAGCAGAUGGAGCGCGAGAUGAGGCACAAGCUCAAGUCAGCCUUCAAGAACUUCAUCGAGAAGGUGGAGACACUGACGAAGGAGGAGCUGGAGUUUGAGGUGCCCUUCAGAGACCUUGGGUUCCAGGGCGCCCCCUACAGGAGUACCUGUCUGCUACAGCCCACGUCCAGUUCACUUGUAAAUGUCACUGAAUGGCCACCGUUUGUGGUGACCCUGGACGAGGUCGAGCUGGUCCACUUUGAGCGUGUGCAGUUCCACCUGAAGAACUUUGACGUGGUCAUCGUCUACAAGGACUACAACAAGAAGGUCACCAUGAUCAACGCCGUGCCCGUCAACUCACUGGAUCCCAUCAAGGAGUGGCUCAACUCGUGUGACAUCAAGUACACAGAGGGAGUCCAGUCACUGAACUGGACAAAGAUCAUGAAGACCAUCGUCGACGAUCCUGAGGGUUUCUUUGAGCAGGGAGGCUGGUCGUUCUUAGACCCAGAGAGCGAGGGAAGCGGUGCAGAGGAAGACUCGGAGUCAGAGAUGGAGGACGAGACAUUCAACCCGUCUGCAGAUGAAGAGGAGGAGGAGGAGGAAGACAGUGACGAGGACUACAGCUCAGAAACUGAGGACUCUGAAUACAGCGCAUCGAUGGGCAGUGAUGAGGAGAGCGGGAAAGACUGGGACGAGCUGGAGGAAGAGGCCAGGAAAGCUGACAGAGAGAGUCACUACGAGGACGAGGAUACGUCCAACAAGAAGAGGAAGGUCCGGUCAGAGCCUCCGCCCAGCAAGAAGAAGAGACGGCACUAAACGUCAGACACACACACACACAUACUGCCAAACCUAGUUUACCCAUGAUCCUUUGUUCGACCCCGACCAGCUCUUCUGACACAGUCAUGAUGUGUACAUAGACGUUAGAAAGAAGCCCCUAAUUUCAGUGUUGGUCAGUGAUGUUGAAAUGAGAAAGAAGCAGGCACAACACGUCAUUUAUUAGCUUUUUCUCCUCCUCAUUCCUUCCUCAUUCUCUCUUUCGUUUCCUCCUCCAUCCAUCAGGGUUUCAUGUUUGUGUGUCUGUGUGUGUGCACCUGUGUCUAAAUGGGUUUUUAUUGUCGAUUUUCUGUUUCUUAACUAACGAAAUAAUAAAAUUAAAGACUUAAGAAUAUUCUGCCAAGUGUUUUUAUAUCAAAACAGAAGCUUCUGGUUCAUCCCCGCCCUCUUUGUCCUCUGUGUUUCACGCUCCCCACCUUUAUUUUCUUUCUGUGUUUGUUAAAUUGUGGUAAAAAGAUUCAGCAUUGUCUUUUUCAGGGAGGGGCAGAGAAAUUUCAGAUUUUUUUUUUAUUAGGGGUUUGUAAAGGCACACACACGUACACACAGUCUCCCUCGCACUUGUCUCCUCUCUGUUUCCCUUUUUUGUUUAUUUUGAGUAGAUUCUGUUUGUUGUUGUACUGUUAAUUCUGAAAAAUCCUGUUUUUGUAAUAAAAUUAAAAGGAACUCUA
Cheilinus undulatus (humphead wrasse) is the source of this 4108-nucleotide messenger RNA. RefSeq names its product SPT16 homolog, facilitates chromatin remodeling subunit (gene supt16h). Bases 330 to 3422 code for a protein of 1030 amino acids. The transcript has 24 exons. Lineage: Eukaryota; Metazoa; Chordata; Actinopteri; Labriformes; Labridae. Gene Ontology annotation, molecular function: nucleosome binding. Gene Ontology annotation, biological process: transcription elongation by RNA polymerase II; positive regulation of transcription elongation by RNA polymerase II. Gene Ontology annotation, cellular component: FACT complex. The record is from RefSeq and is a predicted model, not a curated record.